CGUCUGAGUAGGAAUGUGGCGCCAGACUACCCGGGCGAACACAAACAUAUUCAUGACAAUAACCAUUAAGUAGUGUCUCCCAUUCUCUGUUUUGUCGUCUGUUGAUAAGGCAUUUCUUUUUUUUUACCCCAACCUCAGUUAAAAUAGCGUUAAUCAAGGAAGACAUGCCGCGCACACGACAGAGACCUUUGACUGGGAGUGUCUCUGAUGGAACAGAAGACUCUGAUUCCUCUGCUGAAAGAGAACAGACCAAUAGCUCAGAGAGCGAUGGAAACAUGCCGAAGAGACAACGCCUCACCAGAGCCUCUACCCGCCUCAGCCAGAGCUCUCAGGAUACUCCAGACUUGAAGCGUCCUGCGGACCAUGAUGAAUCUCCACCGCUCACACCCACUGGAAAUGCCCCCUCCUCUGAGUCUGAGCUGGAUAUUUCUAGCCCCAAUGCUUCUCAUGAUGAGAGCCAAUCCAAAGAUCAAGCUAACAGAGACUCAGAUAAGGACCUCUCCCAUCGUCCCAAGCGUCGGCGCUGUCAUGAAACGUACAACUUCAACAUGAAGUGUCCAACCCCUGGGUGUAAUUCCCUUGGUCACCUCACUGGGAAACAUGAGCGUCAUUUUGCUAUAUCAGGCUGUCCUCUUUACCACAACCUCUCUGCUGAUGAGUGCAAGGUGAAAGCUGUCAGCCGUGAGAAACAAGAAGAGGAGAUGAAGACACCUGAUGAUGGAAAUUCACGACAUGCAACUCGCCACCAGACACCAACACCAAAACAGAGCAGAUACAAGGAGCAGGUUGCUGAAAUGAGGAAGAGGAGAAACUCUGGCCUGCAGAAAGAACAGAAGGAAAAGCACAUGGAUCAUCGGCAGACGUACGGCAACACCAGAGAGCCUCUGCUCGAGAACAUUACCAGCGAUUAUGACCUCGAGUUGUUCAGAAAAGCUCAGGCCCGUGCAUCUGAAGACCUGGAGAAGCUGCGUAUCCAGGGUCAGAUCACAGAGGGCAGCAACAUGAUCAAAACCAUCGUGUUUGGCCGCUACGAGCUGGACACCUGGUACCACUCACCCUAUCCUGAGGAGUAUGCACGUCUCGGCCGCUUGUACGUCUGUGAGUUCUGCCUGAAGUACAUGAAGAGUCAGACCAUUCUCAGGCGACACAUGGCCAAAUGUGUGUGGAAGCAUCCUCCAGGAGAUGAGGUCUACAGAAAAGGCUCCAUAUCUGUGUUUGAAGUGGACGGCAAAAAAAAUAAGAUUUACUGCCAGAACCUGUGUUUACUUGCCAAGCUCUUCUUGGACCACAAAACCCUUUACUAUGAUGUGGAGCCUUUUCUCUUCUAUGUGAUGACAGAGGCUGACAACACAGGCUGCCAUCUAGUGGGCUAUUUUUCUAAGGAGAAGAAUUCCUUCCUGAACUACAACGUGUCUUGUAUCCUGACGAUGCCGCAGUACAUGAGGCAGGGAUUUGGCAAGAUGCUCAUUGACUUCAGUUAUCUGUUGUCCAAAGUGGAGGAGAAGGUGGGUUCACCAGAGAGGCCUUUGUCUGACCUGGGGCUCAUCAGUUAUCGCAGCUACUGGAAGGAGGUGCUACUCAGAUACAUGCACGACUUUCAGGGCAAGGAGAUCUCCAUCAAAGAGAUCAGUCAGGAAACUGCAGUUAAUCCGGUGGACAUUGUCAGCACUCUGCAGUCUCUACAGAUGCUGAAGUAUUGGAAGGGAAAGCACUUAGUUCUGAAACGACAGGACCUGAUUGACGAGUGGAAAGCCAAGGAGGUCAAGCGAGGUAACAGCAACAAAACUAUCGACCCGAGCUCACUAAAGUGGACCCCUCCCAAAGGGACAUAAGCACAGGACCCUCAGGCUACUGAAAGGAACCCACUCUAUACCAGCCUCUGAAACCACAAGUAGCCUAAGACCUUUGACUCGUCUUUCAAGACCAGUGUUACAUUUAUUUUACAGUUGAAUCCAGAUCAUUUCUCUGCAUCUUUUCUUUUAUAUUCUCAGCAUCUUGAGGUUAAAGCAGGUAAAGCUACCGGAAGCUGUCUUUGUUUUUUAAAUUGGCCUUCGUCUACUCCGUUGUGAACGUUAGAUGAACUGAUCUAGUUUGGUGGAGAAACAUGAAUGUUCUGCUUUGCUUAAUUGAACACAUACAUUCAACUACAUUUUCAGCUUUCUUUAUUUCUUUCAAAGAAUGUGCACCAUAAAGACGGUAAUUAUUCCUGUUUGGCAUGAUCGGCGAAAAAAAAAGCAGGGUGAAAUUUUUUACUAAAAAUAUUUUUUAUAGUCUUUGGUUGGUGUAAACAUUGUAUAGACGUUAUGUUUUUCCUGUAAGUCUGAUUAGUACAAGAUGUGGAUCCAUUCCUUUAGGGAAGCUGCCAAAUAAAUGGAAAAAAUGAGAUUAGAUUUUGAAUUUGCUUAGAAAUGAUUGGUGACACAACCUCAGGUUUUUGUAGUGCUACAGUCACACCUUGCUUGUAUGGUUCCUCAGGGUGGUGGACCUCUCUGGUUGUUGCAGAAGAAAUCAUCCCACUUAAAGACUCUGAAAUAAACAGAAAACAUGUGAAUGGGACCACAUUGUGAUUUUCAUUGCUUUUAAGUGUUUGUCCACAUUUUGAAAUAAAGCUGCCUUGAUACUUUGAA
Molecule: messenger RNA, 2627 nt
Organism: Girardinichthys multiradiatus
Lineage: Eukaryota; Metazoa; Chordata; Actinopteri; Cyprinodontiformes; Goodeidae
Gene: kat7b
Product: K(lysine) acetyltransferase 7b
Exons: 14
Coding region: 165-1832 (555 amino acids)
Biological process (GO): regulation of DNA-templated transcription
Cellular component (GO): nucleus
Molecular function (GO): histone acetyltransferase activity; zinc ion binding
Source: RefSeq, a predicted model, not a curated record